AGCCCCGUCAUGCCCGCACGGACAAUCCCGCCGGCGCUGCUUCCCGCUCGCCGGCCUUCCUCAGAGGGCGGGGCGGGGGCGGCGCUGCGGACGUGGCGGCGCGGCGGCCAUAACAGAGCGAGGCCAUGCGGGGCGGGGGCAGGCGGGGCCCUUCCUCCCUCUGCCCCCCCACCCCCAGGGGCCGGCGGGCGCUGGGCGGGGGCGGGGACGAAGAGGAGGAGGAGGAGGAGGAGGAGCCGCCGCCGCCGGGGUGGGGCUCGCCUUGGAGGGUGCCACGCCCGCGGUGCGUUGUAGGGCCGCCUGCGGAGUAUGGCCGGUAGGGGUGCGGGCAGCGGCCCGCAGGGACCCGCCGUGGCGCAGCCGCCCGCCGGCGGUCACCUGUACCCCGUGGUGAGCGCCGAGAGCGAGGGCCCGGAGGAAGAGGGUGAGGUGUCGGAGCUGCGGCCGCGGGGCAGGGAGAAGGUCCGGCGGAGCACGUCCAGGGACAGGCUGGAUGACAUCGUGCUGCUGACGAGGGACAUCCGGGAAGGGGACACGCUGAACGCGAUCGCGCUGCAGUUUUGCUGCUCGGUUGCAGAUAUCAAGAGAGUUAACAAUCUUAUCAACGACCAAGAUUUCUUUGCCCUGAGGUCUGUCAAAAUUCCAGUGAAAAAGUUUAGUGUAUUGACUGAAACGCAUGUCUCCCCAAAAGGAAGACAAGUCCUUCGGCCUGCUCUCUAUUCCCCAGAAGUGCAGGAAACGUCACUUUCUGAUAAAUUCUCUGCUAAUGAGACUGCUGGCAACUUCUUAAAAGAAGUGGAUCGAGAUAUAGAAGAAAUAGUGAAGUGUAAUGAUACAAAGAAAGAGAAUCUUAAUGAAGUUGUUUCUGCUUUAGCAGCCCAACAGGUUUGUUUUGAAACUGAUGGUAAAACUAAAAAAAGCAAGGAUCCUUACUACGGUGCAGACUGGGGUAUAGGAUGGUGGACAGCGGUAGUGAUUAUGUUGAUCAUUGGCAUAGUAACUCCAGUUUUUUAUCUCCUGUAUUACGAAGUUCUGGUGAAAGCAGAUGUCAGUCACCAUUCUACAAUGGAAUCUUCCCAUUUGUUUGUCACAGCAGUAUCGCAUCAGAAACAAAUAGAAAAUGGAAUAAAUCCAGCGAAUGUUAUCAAUGUUGAUAAUCAAGGAGACUUUCAGCAUUAACAACAUGUAACUUAUUGGUAGACACAUAACAUAGUGUUAGGCAAAGGGGAAACCACAGAAUGCAAAAUGUACGUGGAACGCAGAGGAAACGAGUACUGAUGUAUGACUUGCCCUCAUGGGCAGUGUUCCACCACAGGGAUAUUUCUGGGGAUCAUGUAAUCUCUGAAUAUGCCUGAGACAGGCAGUUUGCAAGAUUGGGAUACAAAUUAAGCUAUAAAAUCGUCUCUGAAGCUUUGCACUUUUUUCUAUUUUGAUAGACAUAUGUUUUUUAAUUAAUGAUGAGGUGAAAAAAUGUAGUUUGAACUAACACACAAGGAGUCUCACUGUGCGUUUUACGGCCCAGAAAUGGGCAUAUGGGGAUAUCUUAACUUUUAAACAUGUGAAAAUAUUUACAGAAUUCAUAGUACUCUUCACUUUUUAAUAUCAGGUUUACAGUUGUCAAUUAAAAUGCUGUUCUCAUAUUUUUCUCUUUCUUAUAGAGUAAGAUUUUUUUUUUUAGAACCCAAUCAUUCCAUAAUUAAUUGCCACUGUGAAGUUCCUUUUUUACAAGUGUACUUCUACAGAGGCAGUAGCAAAUACUUAAGCCAGAAUCUUUAAUUCUUGUGCCUGUGGUCAACCCCUUCUACAGUACUUUUCAAUGUAGGCAGUAGGAUAAUUUGUUUUCUCUGUGUGUGACACUGUGCUUCAACACAGUCCAGUUGAGAGAGUCGUCCUGAAACUUCACAUUCUUCUGUGAUAUGCUGCUGAAAACUGACUGGACUGCAUUCUCAUCUGGUCAGCUGUGUGUAGGAAUGAAAGAAGUGCAGAAGUGUGGCACCUUGCUGUAACAUGAAUUUUUUUUCCCCCCUUCAGCCAAUCUCAAUUCAGGACCAUAUGCUAAUGGUCUUGUGCCCAUGAACCUCAAACACUUUUUCCUGAAAUCUCCUAGAAAACUUCAAAUGAGAUUUAAUGCCUGAUAGCAAAUUGCAGCAAAAUAGACAAGUUGCAGCUUCAGACUUUUUCUUUACAUAGUAGUGUAUUUUAUCUGUUCUUGAAUGUUUCACAUGGAGUUUCAUGAUCAACCUUGGUUUUCCCCUCUUCUUCUCCCCCCCCCCCAACCAAACCAACAACAAUCAAAACAAAACAAAAAACAACAACUCUGGACUCUUCAUACAGAAAGAAGGAGUUACUUGUGUACUCAGAAUACUUUUAAAUAAAAACUGAGAUGGUGCCUAUAAUUUUUUUUGUUGUGUUUACCUUGUGGAGCAAAACUCCAUUGCCCUGCUCAAAAUACUAUUCAUUACUAAAACCCAAGAUUAACUAACUUGAUUAUAACUUAUAAAGAGAGAAGUGGAAAAAUAAUCAGUAUCCUUUAAACAACUAUUGUAAGCUUUCCAUUGAGUGUCUUGACUAAGUAUAUAGGUAUAUAUAUAUAUAGUAUAAAAAAAUCUGGUAAAGUAAAUGUUUCCUUACUAUUGAGUUAUUUCAAAGUGCUUUAUCAGGUUCUGAGAGUAAAGACUUAGGUCCCAUCUAUUCUUGGUGCAAGUAGUCUUUACUGGCAUGCCAAGUGUAUGAACAUGAAUUGGCUAACUUGUAUUAUAUUGAAAUUGAAGGCAGGCCAAAGCUUGAGGGAAAAUGGUAUACAGUUAGGUAUGUGAACCUGUGGCUCAUGAACCCUUUGUUCAGAGGGGCAGCUGUGGAGAUAGUGAGCCUACUCAUAGUCUCUGCACUAGAAAAGAGAUUACAAACAGGCAUGAACUUAAUGGUUCACAUAACCCUUGUUUUCAAAGAUCUUUUACAGUAAUAGUUCAUUUCACAAAGACAAUAUGCCAAUAACACAAAUAUAAAUACUGAGGUACCAGUUCUAGGUAAUGCUAUAUGAAAAACUGCAUUGCAAAAUACUUCUUGGUGGCUAAAGUGAUACAGCUUCUAGGGUUAAAACUUUAAAAGGACUUACUCUAGUCCAGACAAGAGAGCUUUGGCACAUGAAGACAGAUGUUUACUGUAAGGUAUGAAACUUGGUAUAUAACGUGUCAGCUUUUUUGCUGCAAGCUUAUUUACUAGUUUGCUUCUUCCCCCAUCAUUCUGUUCCUGAAAUCUCAACAGUUCUAAUACUUUAUCCUUCCAUUUCUUACAGAUUCGUCAAAGCACGUUAAGUUAGCUAUUGUGAUAAUGCAGCAUAAGCCUCUUUUACUGCACAUACCUGAACUGAUGGGUAUUAAAUUGCCAUUGGUGUAGAAGUGAAAUUAACUUUGGCUGUGGUCUGACUAGGUCAGGAAGGUCUCUGUCUGUUGAUGUAAGGAUACAGAGGUCUGUGGUUAACUGAUGCUUUUUGUUAUAUGGUGGCACAGAUGAAGAGAUCUUUGUCCCAGGCUUUGGGCCUUUACAGUGUUGGAAUACCUGUGGCUUACUGUCCCCUUGAUUUACCUUAGGAUAAGUAGUGCUUGGAAAAACAUAAAGGGACAGCUCUUUAACUGGACUGUAUUACAUUCUAAUCAAGAGCCUGGAAUGUUUUUACAAAUGUAUAACGUAGCUUAUUUCAUGCAGCACUUUUUAUCAGAAGAUGUAGUAGGUAGUUUUCCAAGAUUGUAGGACUCCUGGUCCUGGUAAACUACAAAGAUCAGCUGACAUGGCUUUCUCCAGGAUGCAGGGAUCUUUACUUUUUUUUUCCAAAGUUCAACACAACUGGAAAUGCAUCAUCACAUCAGCUCUGGAUAAACAGGGUAACUGCUCUGUAAGAAACUUAAAUCUGACUUAAGUUAAAAUCUGUAAAGUUAGUCUUCCAGAAACUGACUUCUUAAAAAUAAAAACAACAACAAAACACAAAAUAACAGUUGUAAAUCACCUUUUGGAUCAAUUGCAACAUAUUGAUCAGGAAGCUGGUUUUAACUUAAGUGCGUAUUGCACUGUUGGAUCAUAUAAAAUUGCAGUGUUUUAAAUCUGCUAUUCUUUGGAAUAUAUUGUCACAAAUAGUCUUUGUAUAACUUUUAUAAAGCCUGAAAAUACAACUUUGUAAAACA
Pipra filicauda (Wire-tailed manakin) is the source of this 4178-nucleotide messenger RNA. It is a transcript of the gene LYSMD3, whose product is annotated as LysM domain containing 3. The transcript is spliced from 2 exons. Lineage: Eukaryota; Metazoa; Chordata; Aves; Passeriformes; Pipridae. The record is from RefSeq and is a predicted model, not a curated record. Bases 310 to 1179 code for a protein of 289 amino acids. Gene Ontology annotation, biological process: Golgi organization. Gene Ontology annotation, cellular component: Golgi apparatus.